Molecule: messenger RNA, 801 nt
Organism: Helianthus annuus (common sunflower)
Lineage: Eukaryota; Viridiplantae; Streptophyta; Magnoliopsida; Asterales; Asteraceae
Product: ubiquitin-conjugating enzyme E2 27
Exons: 5
Coding region: 106-690 (194 amino acids)
Molecular function (GO): protein binding
Source: RefSeq, a predicted model, not a curated record
CCAAACCAAACAACCCACAAAUAUAUAUAUUCAUAAACCCUAAAUCCAACAACAAUAAUCUCAUCAAUUCAGGUGCAUUCAAGUGUGUGUGUUUUAAGCAAAAAGAUGUUGGAUUUCGGUAGAGUUCAAAAGGAGCUUCAAGAAUGCAACAAAGACAUCAAUCUUUCUGGUAUCAGUGUAAACCCUAAAUUUGACAAUCUCAUCAAUUUAAUCGGCUCAAUCCCCGGCCCUGUUGGUACUCCGUACGAAGGUGGAACCUUCAAGAUUGAUAUCGAUUUGCCCGAUGCAUACCCAUUUGAGCCACCAAGGAUGAAGUUUGCAACUAAAGUUUGGCACCCGAAUAUCAGCAGCCAAAGCGGGGCCAUUUGUUUGGACAUUUUGAAGGAUCAGUGGAGCCCAGCCCUUACUUUGAAGACCGCGCUUCUUUCUAUACAGGCCUUACUCUCGGCCCCUGAACCCGAUGAUCCACAAGAUGCUGUCGUGGCACAACAGUAUCUUAAGGACUAUCAAACAUUUGCAAGCACCGCUCGUUACUGGACGGAGUCAUUUGCAAAGACAUCUUCUCUCGGGGUUGAAGAGAAGGUACAAAAGCUUGUGGAGAUGGGGUUCCCUGAAGACUUGGUUAGGAAGACCCUGGGAGCUGUUGGUGGUGACGAAAACUUGGCUUUGGAGAAGCUUUGUUCCGCCUAAAUAUAACCGUCUCUGUUAAGACUUUGAAAAUCCUUUUUUUUUAACAAUAUAGGAUGAAGAAAACCUUACAACCAAAUGAUAAAUAUGAAAUCAAAUUGUUGGUUUUGGACA